AACCCUAUCCUCAGUCCUGCGCCUCUCUCUCUUUUGUUCCUAGUUGCCUCCAGUGGAGAGCAGGGCUGCCAGUCCAGUGCCUACAGUGUUAUUACUCUGUUAUGAUGUCAGAACAUCUCAGAGUGUCAACUUUAAAUACUGGCUGAUGAGUGGCUGAAGGAUGACGUGGUGCUGUAUGUGUUCGACUGAUGUGGCCCCGCCAUCUUUGACUUUUCCCAUUUCAGAAUAUGCCCUUUGUGUUUUUACAUUUCUUUUUUCUCCUGGAUUUUGCUCAGUGUUCAUGUCUGACACUGGCAGAUGGUGCUGAACAAAAAUACAGUUCUGAUUAACUGAGCCUCGAUCCAUUUCCAUUGGAAUGGAGGAGCGGGCGGAUGAGGGGAUUGGUGUUUUUUAUUUUCCUGGGGUCAGCAACUAGGCUAUAGCACGGUAAAGUAACCUGCCCUAAAGAGAGAGAGAGAAAAAAAAAAGUGUGCCGGAGACGAGAUCUGAACUGAGAACAUCCAAUUAAUCCUUCCCAAAAAGGGUGAGAACAGCCUAACUCUAUCCGACAUUUAAAAAAAAAAAAUGGAUUUUUUUUCCUGGGGGUCAUUAAAAUCAUUUGAUAUCGUGUUAUUAUUUCUGGCAGAAAAAAUCCUACAUGUGCUAAAAUCGAAAUGGAAGAGUGCGCAUAGUGAAGAACAAAACGCUUUUACGAGCUGGGUUCUUAUUUCGGUUCCAAGCAUGCAGUGGCGACAACAAAACGCUAAAUAUGUUGCAUCUCAACUGACAGGUAGUGUUUGUCAAUUGUAAUGCUAAAGACCCACCGAUCGUCACUGGUGUAUAGGCCAUGCAGCCUGCACGGUGGGCAGUGACGAUCGAGCUGAGGAAUUCGCCGAGGCCACAUCGCGACCUUGUAAACAUUGUAAACAUUGCCACGUCGUAUCUGCGAAGACUGUUGAUUGGGUUCACACCGGAUAUUGCCGUCCGUUUGUGUGCCAACAGUUUGUGUGCGUUUUCUCAAUGGGUAAAGUGUCAAAAUCAAAAACUCUUUUAUAACCAAAACAAGUGCACCGCUAGAAAUCACGUGACUGCUGAUAUGCCCUUUGACCUAUAGUGAUCGUGACAGUGGAGUGUUUCAUGCAGCUUACAAAGAGGCAACAGUUCGCCUACUGAAAACAUUGACUGUAAGAUUUGGGACAAAGUGAAACACUCUCGCAUAGACAUUUAACGGCAACAUGGCUGGCGCUUUCUCGGAGACACUGCGGAACCUUCUUGACAAAUAUUACACCGCAUGCUGCAGAUGUCACACAAGAGACGACGAUGUUCGUAUUUUGCCAUGUCUGCACGUUUUCUGCACGAAAUGUCUGCAAAGCAUAAUAGCAACACCGCCACAGCUGACGAAAUACAAAAGAAGUAGACGCUUUACCUGCCCAUCAUGCCAAUGGCCGCAGUAUCUACACUCUGAUGGUAUUGAAGGAUAUCCAGCUGCACAUCCAUUACUUCCCACUAUUAGUAGUGAGAAGGCAGAGUGCCCUUUUCCUGAUUUGAGCAUGGAAACCUAUCAUGAAGUAUCGGGAAACUUGAUUCUUGACCACUGUAUUGGUGGACAUGGGGUAGAGGAUGGCUGCUUUACCAACAUCACAGGCAUGUCUGUUGAUGAGAGUGUAGCUUCCUGUCCACGGGUUGUAGUUAGUGAUGCAAGUCAGCAAAAGAUAACUGUUUAUGAGGUGGAUGGAAAAUUUUGCAUGACUUUGAAGCUUGAGGAAUCCAUCAGGGAUGUCUGCGUUGAUAAAAAUGGGGAUAUCUUUAUUAUUGUAGUAGAGAAGGACUAUCUCAUUGUGCAUUUUGAUCGAGAGGGGAAUCGCAAGGAGAAUAAGCUGCAUACAAUUGGCCCACAGUUUACGAUUAUUCACCAAGAACCAUUUGGUCUAUGCAUAGAUGAACGGGGCCAUUUUAUAGCAUCCUUUCUCAUGACCGAUAGUGUCUGCAGAUUUGAUGAAGAGUGUUCCCAUGUCUCUGCAAUUGGCAACACAGGAAAGGGUAUCAUUAAAUUUAAUGGUCCAUACUACUUAGCCAGAACCUCUAGAGAUUACACAGUUGUUUCAGAUACCUGCAACCAUCGUGUAAAAAUUCACAACCAGAACAAUGGGCUACCACAGCUGCAGCUUGGCAGCACCAACUGUGAGCCUGGGCUAUCACCUGGGGGGUUUUUUCUUUCCCAGAGGACUGUGUGUGGACAAAGAUGACAACAUUUAUGUUGCUGAUACAGGCAACUAUAGGGUGCAGAAGUUUGAUGAGUAUGGGAAUGUUUUAGGUUGCCCAGUAGAAGAAACUUGGCGAUAUGGUGAAAAUGUGAAACCCACAAAUGUUUUUGCCUUGCGGGAUGGCAGACUGCUGGUGGCCAUGCAAGGUCACAAAUACUGUAAAGUGCAUGUAUAUUGCAAACUGCUUCCACAGAUGGAAGUCAAAUCUUCCCUGUGUCUCAGUCUUUUUGAAUGUUGUCAGUGCUGUACACAUAAAGGCUAUGAACAAAUAAACUAAACAUUGGAUUCAGUCCCAGAAAGUCUGUUUGAUCUGUGAUAAUAUUGGUUUGGUUUUUACCACACCAUCUAUAUCUACACACAUUUAUGAGAUACCACAGAAAUCGAUAUAUUUUUCUUCUUUUUCAUAAACCCAGUUUUGGAUCUGCUAAUAUGAUACAUAUGUUGCUAACUAUUGCUUUGGUUUUCAGCAAAGUAGGUACAUGCUUACCUGAACAAUCUUGACAUUUUCAAAACACGCGCCAAAAUAAAAUGAAGAUAAUUUUUCUCUCAAAUUUGUUGGUUUUUUUUUUUUUGUUUUUUUUAACUUUUGUACAGAUUUAAAUCAUUUUUGCCAGUACUGCAUAAAGGACACAGAUAGAAAGACUGAUGAUAAAUAUGUUUAUGUUUCUUGCUAUAAUGAUAUAUAUAGUCAGCACUGUUUUUUCAAGUGUUUCUGCCACCAGUGAAAAAUUGUCACCCUUUCCAUGUUAACUAAUCAAUGGUUAGCAAGGGUGUCCACAUUUGUUUCGGUGUCUGAAAAAUAUCACUCUGUCCUACUAGUGAAAAUAUAAAAAAAUGUUGAAAUGAACUUAUUUUCAUAAUGAAACGCUAUUCCAGUAAUUUUUAUUUUUUGUAAUGGGCACUCUAGCAUGCUGUGACUUUUCUGUAUUAUUCUGAUUUUGUUACUGUAUCAACUGUGUUUUGGCUGUAUAGUAAAUAAUACAUGAUAACUUGCUUUGAUGUAUGCUGAGAGAAGCUUGCUUUUGGGAAACUGUCAUACUACAUUAGGUAUAUGAUCAUUUUCUGUCACUAGUGAUCACACGUAGAUGAUAUAAGUAGCCUGGAGAUUUUACACUGCCAAGGCUGCAGAAACAUGAGUAAGCUAAACUUUAAUAAAAAUUGUAUACAAUUUUUUUUCCUAUCAUUGGUUGUUCUAAAGUGCACAAAUUUUUGUAAACGUUUAGGCCUAAAGCAUUUUCCACAAAUAUAACAGUAUGUAAAGUGCAGGCUUCAUUUUGUUUUUCUCUACAGAGGUGGUGAUCAGGCAUAAAAAUCUCUUAUCAUGUUUAUAAAGCUGUGGACAUUGUUGGUGACACCACUAUCUUGAUGCUGUCUUCAGGCUCCAGUAACACUUGUCAUCAGAUAGAAGCAUCUGUUUGAUAAAAUGUCAGGUAAACAUGUCAAGGACAUGCACUAAUCAGCAAGCAUGGACAAAAACAAUUUAUUAUUUACUUUUUGUAAAGUGGCAACAUUUGAUCAUGUAGGGAUUUUUGCUUUUGCUUUCAGCAUUACUUAUUAGUAUUUUUGUGUAUUCCUAUAUAUUUUUUGUGAGCACAGUUUUACAUGCUCCUCUCCACAGUUUCAAAACUUCUUCCACAAACAUUUCAGGAGAAACAGUUUCAGAAUGCACAUUUUCUAAUUGUUUUCAUUAUACAAGAUGUUAAAGAGUGAAUUCAGAAUUGACAUUAACCAAUUAACAUGUGCUUUUAUUUCUCUUCAUCGACUUAACAAAAGUCUGUCCAUGUGCUACAAAGUCGUUUUGGAUCUAAGAUGAGAAUGCCAAUGUUUAAAGGCUGACAUCUGAUGAACCAAAGAUUAUUACUUUUUGAAAGUUUUGAAAUUCGUGCCAUUCAAAGAAAUGAAUUCAUUCAUUGAGAAAAAAUUCUACCAUUAAGGAGAGUGUAUAAAGAGUAAGAAUGUUUUUCUCCCUAAUUUAUGGAAAAGUAAUCAAUUUUUGAAGCCCUUGUUUUGCAAGCCCUACUUUUUAUGCGUAGUAUGGGCAUGUAUCACACAAUGAAAAACCUUUAAUUUUUUAUUUUAUGUUUGCAUGUGCAGAUGUGUGUAUUCAUGAUAUAGAAAGAGAGAGAGAGAGAAAAAUGUAAAAAAGAAAGAAAAACUUGUUUUAUUUUAUCACCUGUCUCCACUACAUACUGGUACACAUUGAUUACAAUUUUUGCAUCUGAAGUGCUCAAAAUUUAAAAUGUUUAUAUUUGCGAUACAGUUUUCUCAAUAUAUCCACUAAGAGUCUGAAGUGUGCUUAGGGUGCAUGAAAAGAGUGUAUUUAUUUUGUAGUCCUUUACAUAAGAUCUGUCAUUUGGGACAUUUCCCUGUAUGUGUAAUCUGCUACUGAUAGGCCUCAUAGUCAUCUUAACCAAUCUUGGUUUUGUACAUAAGAAUAAACAGGCAUCAUUAAAUAUUCAGUAACAUUUAAUAAGCAAGAAAGAUGCUUAUUGCAAAAUAAACCUUGGGAGAAAUUAUAUGUAUUAGAGAAGCCAUAAAAUCAUGCUUUACAAAGAUUGUCAAAGGCUAUAGUAAAUCGGGACAUGUCUGAGGUCUAUAAAACUCAAAAACUGGGUGAAGCAUAUUAUAAUUAUAUAAAAUAUUUUGCUCUACAUUGACAAAAUUAUCUACAUAAUUUAAAUUAAUGACAUAAUUUUCUGUGAAAUACAUUUUAUACAUUGUAUGUUUGACAACAUUUUUAAAAAAAAAGCAGUAAAGAAGACCUACAAACAAGUGUCAGUGCUGUGAGCCCAAAUUAUGACUGGGACCAAUGAGUUAAGAAGCGGAGCAUGGAUAUUAUUUAUAUAGGUAUUUAUAUUUAUAUUCCUUGCUGUGCCUACUGUUUCAUGUCAUAAAACGUUUGAAGUCUCUACAGCUUUUAACCCUUUUUCUCUGCAUUAAUAUCUGUUGAUGAAGAGGACAGUUAUGAAAGAUAUCUGCAAUGUUGAUGUAAAUGCUGCCAUUCCACAGCAUAGCAUUUCUAAAGCAUUACUUUACUACCUGAAAGGCACCAUCAACAUCUUUUUUUCUGCUAGUAAUGACCAGUACCAUUACAGUUUAUUUCCAUAAUUUAUCUUGGAAAAGUACCAAAAAGUUAUCUUUUUUGUUGUUCAUGGACCAAACAUAUUGCAUGGCACAUUUAAUGCUGUGUGGCAGUAUAAAGUGAAUGAUGAUUGUAAUAGUUUAAUGUGGCAGGGGCUGUCCAGGAACAAACUGAAUGUGUUUUUUUAUAUUCCACUAGGUUGAAUGGUCUAUUGAAAUCUUUUAUCACAAGAAAAUGUUGAAUUGAAAAAACUGAAGAUGUGUAUAUUUAGAUUGAAAAGUAAUGUUGUCUUCCUUCAGUACAGAAAAUGCUGGCUUUUUGUGCUACUUUUUUUUCUAUUUUUUUUUUUUCUAUUUUACUUUUGGACCAAAGUUAACUUGUGUAUGCUCAGAUCAGAACAUUUCAUUUUUUGUAUUUUGUAAUGACUAAUAUCAGAAUAUCUUGCCUGUCUUAUUAUAUGUAGCACUGGAAUCUUUUUAUUUUUUGCCUUAAAUUUUUGAAAAGUAAACAUGCUUCAGACCAGUGUAACCAGCCUAUGACAUCUAGAGCAGAAGAAUAUUCCUACUAAAUUUGACAAAGUUUAGACAGACAGUGUUGGUUUUAAUGGAAUUUUACCUAGAUUGAUAAGCAAUGCCUGCCUGCUGCACGCUGUUGUCUGUAUAAGAUGAAGUUAAAAUUAGGCAGAAUACAAAGCUGAAGAGAUUCCAAAAUUCCUUAUAAACUUUUGUAUUCACUAUCAUGUGCACAUAAUAGGUUGUAAAGAAAUUAAAAUCCAUGUACAAAAAUUGUGCAGUUUAGUUUGAAAUAUGUUUUGCUUCUUUAAUGAUUUGCUUAUAAACGUUCUGCUAAAGGUACUUUUGUGGCUGCUAAAGAUAACUAAUGUAAAUAUUUAUUUUAUGUAGCAGAUUUUUGAAAGGCAAGAUGUUCUUAUCCUUAUGACAAAAGAAUGGCAAGAAUGUAGAGUACAACAAUUUGGGAAGUGGACAAUUUUGAAUAAACAUUUUUGUGCCUUUUUGACUAUUUGGAUAGUGAAAUAAAAUGUAUUGCAUGUUUUUUUUUCAGAAGAAUUUAUUUUGCAUGUACCCUACAAUAUCUUAAGAACACCAUUUCGUCACUAUUUUUUUAAAAUUGGAGUGUAGAUAAGAUAGAGGCGAAAGUAGAUGCAACAUCAAGGAGGACUGUGUACAAUUGUUAAUAUUGAAUUUUUUUUUUUGAUCUUGGGACAGACUCCAGAUCCUCAUGAAUGGCUUACAAUGGGCAGAUGUGCAUUACAUUUUUCAACCUUGAGUUAUACUUUCUGUGUUAACUCUUUUUUACCUUUUUUUUGUGUUACAAUUUCUGUGUUAAUUGUUUUUUCCUUUUUUUAUAUCUUACCUACAGUAUGUUUUAAAUAUUUGUGUGUGGUUGUUAAAAUCGAAUAUGCUUCCAUGAGAUGACUAAUUAAGUAAUAGUUAUGGAUGUGUCUUUUUUCCCUUUAUGCUUGAAUAUCUCUUUUGACGUAUUGACUUGGCAAUACAACUGCUAUUUUUGGAUGCUGUUGUCAAUACGUUACUAGUCUGAGAGGUCUCUCAAGGACAACAAUUGAAUACUCACACAUUGCUUUUUGUUGGCAUAAAAAAGUAUAGCUCAAAGAAACAUUUCUUUCCCUUUCAAAAAUAAUUUUAAGAUAAUUUGAGAGCUUUAUGUAUAGCAAGGUAAUGUACUGUUCCAAACAUUCCUUAAACAUCUUUAUAAAGUUAUUUUCAUUUUUAUUAUACAGGAAACUGUUAAAGAAAAUUAUUAUUUCUUAACUUCUUAUUAAAUAAAGUUUAUUGUA
Molecule: messenger RNA, 7141 nt
Organism: Pomacea canaliculata
Lineage: Eukaryota; Metazoa; Mollusca; Gastropoda; Architaenioglossa; Ampullariidae
Product: tripartite motif-containing protein 3-like
Exons: 2
Coding region: 1215-2225 (336 amino acids)
Source: RefSeq, a predicted model, not a curated record